UUGGGGCGCUCUUCCCCUUGGCCGACCGUCUCAUCCCGCGCAACUUUGGGACAGCGGCCUUUUGGUGUUGAAUGUUCCCCUCCGAGAGCGCAUGGCUGGGGAAGCGAGGUGCUGGCCGGGUCCCCGAGGGGCCGCCGUCCGGGAGGCGGUGUUGCUGCCGCUGCUGCUGCUGUGCCUGGGCGUCCCGACCGGGCGCCCCUACAACGUGGACACCGAGAGCGCGCUGCUCUACCAGGGCCCCCCCAACACCCUGUUCGGUUAUUCGGUGGUGCUGCACAGCCACGGGGCGAACCGAUGGCUCGUAGUGGGGGCGCCCACCGCCAGCUGGCUCGCCAACGCUUCAGUGGUCAAUCCUGGCGCGAUUUACAGAUGCAAGAUCGGAGAGAAUCCAGACCUGACGUGCGAACAGCUCCAGCUGGGUAGCCCUACUGGAGAACCUUGUGGAAAGACUUGUCUGGAAGAAAGAGACAAUCAGUGGUUGGGGGUCACACUUUCCAGACAGCCAGGAGAAAAUGGCUCCAUCGUGGCUUGUGGGCAUAGAUGGAAAAAUAUAUUUUAUAUAAAGAAUGAAAAUAAGCUCCCUACGGGUGUUUGCUAUGGAAUGCCCCCUGAUUUACGAACAGAACUGAGCAAAAGAAUAGCUCCGUGUUAUCAAGAUUAUGUGAGAAAAUUUGGAGAAAAUUUUGCAUCAUGUCAAGCUGGAAUAUCUAGUUUUUACACUGAGGAUUUAAUUGUGAUGGGAGCCCCAGGAUCAUCCUAUUGGACUGGCUCUCUUUUUGUCUACAAUAUAACUACAAAUAAGUACAAGGCUUUUUUAGACAAAGAUAAUGAAGUAAAAUUUGGAAGUUAUUUAGGCUACUCAGUUGGAGCUGGUCAUUUUCGGAGUCCGCAUACUACCGAAGUAGUUGGAGGAGCCCCUCAACAUGAACAGAUUGGUAAAGCAUACAUAUUCAGCAUUGAGGCCAGAGAACUAAACAUCUUACAUGAAAUGAAAGGUAAAAAGCUUGGCUCCUAUUUUGGAGCUUCUGUCUGUGCCGUGGACCUCAACGCAGACGGCUUCUCAGACCUCCUCGUGGGAGCUCCCAUGCAGAGCAUCAUCAGGGAGGAAGGCAGAGUGUUUGUGUAUAUCAACUCUGGCUCAGGAGCAGUAAUGAACGAAAUGGAAACAGAGCUCCUUGGAAGUGACAAAUAUGCGGCAAGAUUUGGGGAAUCUAUUGUUAAUCUUGGAGACCUUGACAAUGAUGGCUUUGAAGAUGUUGCAAUUGGAGCUCCACAGGAAGAUGGCUUGAGAGGUGCUAUUUAUAUUUACAACGGCCGAGCAGAUGGGGUCUCACCAACGUUCUCACAGAGAAUUGAAGGACUUCAAAUCAGCCAAUCAUUAAGUAUGUUUGGACAGUCUAUAUCUGGACAAAUUGAUGCAGAUAAUAAUGGAUAUGUAGAUGUGGCAGUUGGUGCUUUUCGGUCUGAUUCUGCUGUGCUGCUGAGGACAAGACCCGUAGUGAUUGUUGAAGCUUCUUUAAAACAUCCUGAGUCAGUAAAUAGAACAAAUUUUGACUGUGUUGAAAAUGGAUUGCCUUCUGUGUGCAUGGAUCUAACACUCUGUUUCUCAUACAAGGGCAAAGAGGUUCCAGGUUAUAUUGUUUUGUUCUAUAACAUGAGUCUGGAUGUGAACCGGAAGAUAGAAUCUCCAUCAAGAUUUUACUUUUCUUCUAAUGGAACAUCUGAUGUGAUUACAAGCAGCAUGAAAGUGUCAAGCAAAGUAGCUAACUGCAGAACACAUCAAGCAUUUAUGCGGAAAGAUGUGCGGGACAUCCUCACCCCAAUUCAGAUUGAAGCUGCUUACCACCUUGGGCAUCAUGUCAUCAGUAAACGAAGUACAGAGGAAUUCCCCCCACUUCAACCAAUUCUUCAGCAAAAGAAAGAAAAAGACAGAAUUGAAAAAACGAUAAAUUUUGCAAGAUUUUGUGCCCACCAAAAUUGCUCUGCUGACUUACAGGUUUCUGGGAGAAUUGGAUUUUUUAAGCCACAUGAAAAUAAGACCUAUCUUGCUGUUGGAAGUAUGAAGACCUUGAUGUUGAAUGUGUCCUUGUUUAAUGCUGGAGAUGAUGCGUACGAAACGACUCUGCACAUCAGACUCCCCUCCGGUCUUUACUUCGUUAAGAUUUUAGAUCUGGAAGAGAAACAAAUAAACUGUGAAGUAACAGACAGUGCUGGCUUAGUAAAACUCGACUGCAGUGUUGGAUAUAUAUAUGUAGAUCACCUAUCAAGGAUAGAUAUUAGCUUUCUCCUGGAUGGGAGCUCACUCAGCAGAGCAGAAGAGGAUCUCAACAUCACAGUGCAUGCCACUUGUGCAAAUGAAGGAGAAAUGGACAAUCUGAAGCGUAACAAAGUGACUUUAGCAAUACCUCUCAAGUAUGAAGUUAUGCUAUCUGUACAUGGGUUUGUAAACCCAACUUCAUUUGUGUAUGGACCAAAGGAAGAAAAUGAGCCUGAAACAUGCAUGUCAGAGAAAAUGAACUUCACUUUUCAUGUUAUCAACACUGGCCAUAGCAUGGCUCCAAAUGUUAGUGUGGAAAUAAUGGUACCAAAUUCUUUUGCCCCCCAAACUGAUAAGCUGUUCAACCUUUUGGAUGUCCAGACUACUGCUGGAGAUUGCCAUUUUAAAAGUUAUCAAAGAAAGUGUGCAUUAGAGCAGGAUAAAGGUCCACUGGAGACCCUGAAAGACAUUUUCAGAUUCUUGUCAAAGACUGAUAAGAAGCUAUUGUUCUGCAUAAAAGCUGAUCCAUACUGUUUAAGUCUUUUAUGUAAUUUUGGGAAUAUGGAAAGUGGAAAAGAAGCCAGUGUUCACAUGCAGUUGGAAGGCCGCCCAUCUCUUUCAGAAAUGGAUGAGACUUCAGCGCUCACAUUUGAGAUAAGAGCAAUGGCUUUUCCAGAGCCUAAUCCAAAAGUUAUUGAACUAAACAAGGAUGAAAAUGUUGCACAUGUUUUCCUUGAAGGACUACAUCAUCAAAGACCCAAACGUCAUUUCACAAUAGCAAUUAUUUCAAGUAGCUUGCUACUUGGCCUUAUUUUACUUUUAUUGAUUUCGUAUGUUAUGUGGAAGGUUGGUUUCUUUAAAAGACAGUACAAAUCUAUCCUACAAGAAGAAAACAGAAGAGACAGUUGGAGUUACGUUAACAGCAAAAGCAAUGAUGAUGAUUGAAGACAUCUUUCAAAUUGAGAGGACAACGGACUCAGGUUAACCAAAGAAACUUAAGAUGUUGUUUACAACACUGACUUCUAUGUACUUACUUCUUUUACUCAUGACCUUGUGACAUAUUGGGUCUCCACGCAAAUGAAAAAUCUACGCAAUGAUUCGUCUUCGAGAGGAAAAUAACUGCAAAGGGAAUAUUUAAUAUAUCCAAAGAGAAUAUUUCAGCUCUUAAAUGGAUAGAAAAACACUAAAGCAUUCAAUUUAUUCAAGGUAAGUAAUCCCUCGAAGAUAUUGCAUCUGAAUUCAAUCACAUUGAAGAAGUAAACAACUCAUUUGGAGAAGUCUUGGACUUGAAAUAGCAUUCCUUUAAAAGAAAUUAUUUACCAUAUGUGCUUGCUUCAGUAAAAUAAAUUCCAUGGAUAGAUAAUGAUUCAUUUCUAAUAGUUCUUUGAGACUUGUUUGAAAAAUCCUGCUAAACAUCUUCAGAGAACAUACUUCCAAGAGCUGUUCCUAAAUUUUUGAAUGGAUACAAGACGACCACUAAUGUUUUAAAAGUGGAUUUUAUCUUUAAACACCUCUAUUUGUAAUACCUUCAUGAUGGGCUCUGAUUUAUUCAGACUAUGUAGGAGGAUUAUGAUCCUGAUGAGCAAACUUCAGAAUGAACUUGUACACUGGUUUGAGCUUAAUAAGAUGACUUCAGAAUAAUUGUUUAUACAGCUAUGGGUUUUUUUUCUUUCUGUAUAUAUACAUAAUGUUUUAAAAGAAUAUGUUUAUAGAGGUAUUAAUCCGCUAGUCAUCUUAGAACACAUUUUUAUUAAGGGUACCCAGGAGUAAAUUUCUAAAAUCCAUUUUCAGUGAAAUUUUUUGCUUAUGAAAACAAUACUUAAAAAUUCUAAUUUAUGUUCUGAAACAUUGUGAAUGUUGCACUUUCGCUGAUAUUUCAAAUAUUAAUACACUGAUAUAUGUAAAAUAUGGAAACUGUACCUCACUAAUGACUCUUAAAACCAAAACUCUACAAAGAGCCUGAUUAGAGGCCAGUAUUUCAUAUAAAAAUUAGAUAGUGAGUAAAAUAUUGACUAUCAAAUUAAGCAAAUGCACCUCCUUGUUUAGAUGUUACUCUUUCUCUUCAAAACUAUGUAUUAAAUGUGUUUUUAUCAGGUCUAUAAGAGCAUUCUCUUCUGCAUGGAACUAGAGAAACAAAAUUUAGAAAUCUAACUUUACCGAUUUUGCUUGUUUUCAGUGAAUAAAACGUGCCAUCAAAAUUUCCAUCAUAGAGGUUUUAGUGACGAGUGAAAUAUUGCCUUUUCAUUUGCAGAUACAAUCAUUUUUUGUAAUAGUUAUUCAUGCAUAUGACCUAGAUUCUGAUAGCUGAAGAUUAUAAUUUCAUCUGAAUUUAUUUAUUCUGUCUUUACAACCUCUGUAUAAGGAAGCUGUAGGCAAUUUUGAAAAUCUGUUAUUGGAAGUGAUCAGGUAGUAAGUAAGACUUGCCUCUAAUUUAGCUAUUAGGGAAAAUAUCUCCUUAGCGGAAGCCCUGCCACCAGCUGUCUCUGUCAGCUGAAAUUUCUAGAAGUUACCUCUUCACAAUCCCUCAGUAUAUAAUUGCUGGCCCCAGAACAAGGUUGUGAAAGUGACUGGGUUUCACUCCUCGAAUGCUGAGAGCAGGAAACCUCCUGAACUCACUGUCUACCGGUAGUAAUUAAGCUUUAAAAAGUACCCUUUAUAUAAGCAAAAGAUCUGUUUUUUCAUUACUAAAAAACAAAGUAAGUCUUUCAGGAGAACCUCUGGGAUCAGUGGUGGAGGAUGAUCCCUGAGGCAAUUGAAAUUGGCUCUUUUCUGAAAUGAUAGCAUUUUCGGUAUUACUGAGUACAUUGAAACCAAUGUGUUAUAAUUGUUGGAUAACAGGACUUUCAGAAGCACAAAGAAUGUAUCUCCUAGACCGUGUGAUAUUUUGUGUAAUUUAAAAUUUGCUAUAAACUUCAUCUGUCUUACAAAUUUUAAAACACUUUAAAGAAAAUCAACAGUUUUCAACUUUCAGGGAAUAGUCACAAAAUUGGUACCAUAACAAUUUCUUUCCUUUUUUGGCAAAUAAUGUAGAUGUUGGAAAGAUUUGAAAUCUAGAUUAGUACCUCAUCAGGGCAUCCUUACAUAAACUCUAGUCCACGUGUACCAGGCUACAGGAAAUUUCAUGUCAGGACUGAUGGACUCAAAUCCUGAAAAGUUAAAACAAUCAUCCUGUAAAAUCAGUAACUCCAAAGUAAAAGAAUUUAGAUGUUUUAAGUAUAUGAAAUAGUUUCCAUUCCAAUGCUUUCCAAAACCCAUAAAUGGUUAUAUUGCCUAAUUUUUUUAAGCUCUAGAAGCUAAUUUUUAGUAACAAAAUAGCAAAUUUCUUUAAAAAAUAAGAAUUUUGUUUCCUAUUAGGAUAUGUUUAAAGAAUGACCAUAUUCCCUCCCAUUAAAAUUCUAUUUUGUACAUUCCUUUUAUAAACAAUUACAGUUAACUUCAGAAUCAUUCAUUUCUUCCAUGCUUCCUCCAUAAAGAUUGAUAAGUCUUGGGUGUAAUCUGUAAAAAAGAUAGGUGUGAUUAUUUCAUCAACCUAUCAUUGUUCACAUAUAGAGUAUGGUACAUGAUACCCAAUACAAAUCUACCAAUAGUUAAACAUUGGAAGAGCUGCAAUCUUGUAAAACUGGGGGGCCUGAUAACUCAGCACCAGUGAUUACUAUAAAAUCCAGGCAUUGUGCCCAUAGAAAGCUCACAGCUAGUGGUGUGCUCCUGCGUACUUUUUACCCAUUGAGGCAUAAUGCUUACCAACAAUGAGUUUGCAUAGUCUUAAACUUGUUUGUGCCAGUUGUUCCUGUUACUUAUGUACAAUUGUGUCUGCAUGAAGUAAGUUGAAUGCUUUGGAAAGACUGGAAAUAUCAAAUGUAAACUGUAAUCCUGCAUUAUCUGUAUAGUUUAGAGAGAAUGAUAAUUUUACAAUGCCAAUAGAGACUCAUAAGUUGUGGUUGAGUCUAUAUGAAAAUGCUUUGGGUGUAUAUAACAACUGAAUAAGUGUAAAGUUAUUUAUUAAAAUUGUACAUCGGUC
Herpailurus yagouaroundi (jaguarundi) is the source of this 6275-nucleotide messenger RNA. It is a transcript of the gene ITGA4, whose product is annotated as integrin subunit alpha 4. Gene Ontology annotation, molecular function: integrin binding. Gene Ontology annotation, biological process: cell-cell adhesion; cell adhesion mediated by integrin; cell-matrix adhesion. The coding region runs from base 92 to 3202 and encodes 1036 amino acids. Gene Ontology annotation, cellular component: external side of plasma membrane; integrin complex. The transcript has 28 exons. The record is from RefSeq and is a predicted model, not a curated record. Lineage: Eukaryota; Metazoa; Chordata; Mammalia; Carnivora; Felidae.